GGAAAGAAAUGUGUGUAGAACCGCUGGUAUAAUCCAUGAUUUGUCCAUAUUGGUCCAUAUCGUAUGUCUGUUGGUGAUAAGGCUGAUGGGAGAGGAUAUGGAUAAGAUUAAAUAUAAACCGUUAACUGUAGGCAUUAAUUGUAGCAUAAUCCGCAAUUUGAUAAUGUUAUAAAACUGUGACGAAAAAUACGUGAUAUUGACGUUCGUUUGAAUAGAAAGUGUCGAAUACAACUGUUCCAUUUAUAAUUAAAGUACAUACAUUUUACAUUCCUGAUGGCAAAUGCAACUGAGGGAUCAGAUACAGUAUCUCAUAGACUGCUGUCUAUAGAAUUACAGCAGUGUACCAGAUUAAGUGCCAUAUUAUUUUCUGGUCCAGUAGAGUAUAUUUACAAUCCCUUGGAGUAUGCAUAUGGUAUGCACUCAAAUUUUGUUCAUAAGUUUUGUACAUCAACAAAACAGAUUUUAUUUUUGGGAAUGAACCCUGGCCCAUGGGGAAUGUCACAAACUGGGGUUCCAUUUGGUGAAGUGAAAAUUGUGCAAGAUUGGCUGAAAAUAACUGGUCACAUUGGGCGACCACAAAAGGAGCAUCCAUCCAGACAAGUGUUGGGACUUGAAUGUAAACGCAGCGAGGUGAGCGGGCGAAAAUUUUGGGGUCUAUUCCAGAAUCUCUGCAGGGACCCAGACAUAUUCUUUCAGCAAGCUUUUGUGUACAACUAUUGUCCACUGGCCUUCAUGACGAACAGUGGUAAAAACAUCACUCCAACAGAACUUAAGGCUUCAGAGCGACGGCUACUUAAUGAAAUAUGUGACAAAGCUUUACAUGAUGUUCUUCUCCUGCUUCAAGUGGAGAUGAUUGUAGCUAUUGGAAAGUUUGCUGAAGCAAGGGCUAAUUCAGUUGUCACAGGCACAGAACUUAAAGGCAAAAUAAAAAUUGGUUCCAUUCCACACCCCAGUCCACGGAACUUCUCAUCUAAAAACUGGCCAGAGGAUACUAUCAAGCAGCUCCAUGAACUUGGCAUACUGACCAUCUUGGGUUGCAGAACACACAGUGUAUCCCAGCAGCAAACAUGGUGUACUGGGAAAAAUUAGUUGCUGGUAAAGAAAACUAUACAGCAUAAGCUUAACACAUGACUGAAAUGCGUGCUGUUGCUUCACCAUUCAGAGACGGGUUUUCCAUGGUGGAGGCUUCAUGAGCCUGCUAGAUUUUCAAAAUCUGCAGCAACCAGUAUUCAGAAGUCUUCAUGAAAUGACAUGAUGGAACACACAACCUGUCCCAGAUUAUUGUGAAGAUCAAGCAUGAAUGCAAAGGGCAGUGCAAGAAGAGGCCAUUGUUUUAAUGCAAGAAGUGCAAUAUUGGAGUCACACUCUACUAAAUCAGUAAAGUUAAUGAAAUGGAGAUACAGUGUCAUUAGAAGCAGAUGCAAUUUUAUUAUGUAACAAUUACUUUUCCAUAUAAUAUUAUGUAUAUGAAGUUGUGUCUUUGUAGCUUAUAUGAAAUACAGAAAAUCUUAUGCAAUUAUGUAGUCUGUAUGGUAAAUACAAAAUUAAUAUUUACCACUUUGGUACUAUGUACACCCA
This is a messenger RNA of Cryptotermes secundus, 1578 nucleotides long. It is a transcript of the gene Smug, whose product is annotated as single-strand selective monofunctional uracil DNA glycosylase. Lineage: Eukaryota; Metazoa; Arthropoda; Insecta; Blattodea; Kalotermitidae. The record is from RefSeq and is a predicted model, not a curated record. The coding region runs from base 274 to 1089 and encodes 271 amino acids. The transcript is spliced from 5 exons. Gene Ontology annotation, biological process: base-excision repair. Gene Ontology annotation, molecular function: oxidized pyrimidine nucleobase lesion DNA N-glycosylase activity; single-strand selective uracil DNA N-glycosylase activity.